Molecule: messenger RNA, 1787 nt
Organism: Oncorhynchus gorbuscha (pink salmon)
Lineage: Eukaryota; Metazoa; Chordata; Actinopteri; Salmoniformes; Salmonidae
Product: probable E3 ubiquitin-protein ligase HERC1
Exons: 13
Source: RefSeq, a predicted model, not a curated record
GAUGUGUUGGUGGUGAACUGCUCGACAGACUUCAUGUCCUCUCACCAGGUGCUAGCCACCUGCCGGACGGCGCUGAAGAAGCAGGGGUUGUGGGAUUGAACAUGGCUCCGUGCAUGAGAGCCUUCCUGGAGAGGCUGCCUGUUAUGCUGCAGGAGCAGUACUCAUACGAGAAGCCCCACGUCGUGUGUGGAGAACAGCUAGUCCACAGCCCCUACAUGCAGUGCCUGGCCUCCCUGGCCGUGGGGUUACACCUGGAUCAGCUCCUGUGCUCCCCUCCCGUCCCCCCCCACCUCCGCCUCUGUCCCCUGGAGCCAGCCACCUGUACCUGGUCACCCGGCGAGUGGGCGUGGCUAGACUGCUUCUCCACCACGGUGAAGGCAGCGGAGGCCCUGGCUCGGGGCAACACGUUCCCAGAGGCCUUUGCUGUUCCCGACCUGGAGCCUGUAACCAAGGAGGAGAUGGUCCUUCUCAUGGACAACAGUACAUGGGGUUCUGGUAUGGAUGAACAGAUCAUGUCGUGGGCCACCUCCAGACCUGAGGACUGGCACCUGGGAGGGAAGUGUGAUGUGUUUCUGUGGGGAGCUGGUCGACACGGACAGCUGGCAGAGGCUGGCAGAAACAUCCUGGUGCCCACCAACGCACCCUCCUUCUCACAGGCACAACAGGUGGUGUGUGGUCAGAACUGUACGUUUGUGAUUCAGGCUAACGGGACAGUGUUAGCCUGUGGGGAGGGCAGCUACGGCAGACUGGGUCAGGGCAACUCUGAUGAUCUGCAUGUCCUCACCGUCAUCUCAGCCCUGCAAGGCUUUGUGGUGACCCAGCUGGUGACGUCGUGUGGCAGCGACGGUCACUCCAUGGCGCUGACAGAGAGCGGCGAGGUGUUCAGCUGGGGAGACGGAGACUACGGGAAGCUGGGACACGGAAACAGUGACCGCCAGAGACGACCGCGACAGAUCGAAGCCCUGCAGGGAGAGGAGGUGGUGCAGAUGUCCUGCGGGUUCAAGCACUCCGCGGUGGUGACCGCUGAUGGGAGGCUGUUCUCCUUUGGGAACGGGGACUAUGGCAGGCUUGGGCUGGGAAACACCUCCAACAAGAAGCUCCCUGAGAAGGUCACUGCGUUGGAGGGGUACCAGGUUGGACAGGUGGCGUGUGGUCUGAAUCACACCGUAGCCGUCUCCGCCGAUGGAAUGAUGGUCUGGGCCUUCGGAGACGGAGACUACGGGAAACUGGGCCUGGGGAAUUCUACCGCCAAGUCCUCACCUCAGAAGGUGGACGUUCUCUGUGGCCUCGGCAUCAAGAAGGUGUCCUGUGGAACUCAGUUCUCUGUUGCCCUCACUAAAGAUGGCAACGUGUACACGUUCGGACAAGACCGACUGAUAGGGCUGCCGGAAGGCCGGGCCAGGAACCACAACCGUCCCCAGGUGGUGCCAGCUCUGUCUGACGUGUUUAUACAGGAUGUGGCUGUGGGGGCCGAACACACACUGGUCCUGUCCUCCACCGGAGAGGUCUAUACCUGGGGCAGCAACUCAGAGGGACAGUUGGGUCUGGGCCACACCAACCAUGUGAGAGAGCCCACCCUGGUGACAUCACUACAGGGAAGGACAUUCACCAGGUCUCUGCUGGUCGCUGUCACUCUGCUGCCUGGACCGCUCCGUUCCUCCGUCCCCCUCCAGCUAGGCCUGCCGUCAGCGGUGCCUCCCCAGUUCAGCUCUCUGAGAGGUAACCACCCCUCCCUCAACCUCAGCCCCAACAACCACAUCUCACACAACCUCAGCCCCAACAACCAG